AAACACUGAUAGUUGGAGAAAUGCAAAUUAAAGCAAAUAUGACAUUCUACUUCACAUUUAUUAAAUUGGUAAAGUUUGCUAAAAAGUGACAAUGACAAAUACUGGAAGGCUUGUGGCAAAGCAGGUACAUGCUAUUAAUAGAACUGUGAAUCUGUCCAGCCAUUCUGGAAAAUAUUUUGAAACUGAGCCCAAAAAUGUAUUAAACUAUGCAUAUCCUUUCACCCAGGAAUAUCCCUAUUAGCUACAUAUGCCAAAGAGCUUUAACAAAGAGCAAAGGAUUCAUAUACAAAAUAGUUAUAGCAGCUUUUUGGGUGGAGAAUGUGACAAAGAAUUAGAAACUUCAGAGGAUACAACAAAUUAUGGUAUGUGAAUAUAAUGGAAUAUUACUAUACUAUAAGAAAUAAUUCAGGGAAAAGAUUUCUGAGCAACCUGGAGACAAAUUGAUACAAACUGUGGAGAACAGUACUAGGAGACUAAUUUAUACAAUAAAAACAUAAACAAUUUUGACAGACAUUAGAGCUUUGAUUAAUGCAAAUCAAUCAUGAUUCUAAAACACUCAUGAUGAAAUGUACUCCUCAACUCCUAACAGAGAAGUGAUAUACACUGACCAGUGAAACAUAUUGUUUCUGGAUAUAUCCAGUGGGGGAAUUUGUGUGUAACAGGGAUUUUUCUUUUCUUUUCUUUUCUUUUUUCUUAGUAGGAAGGAGGGAAUGAUUAAGGGAGAGAAGUCACAUUUUUCUUGUUUGAAAAAUCAAUUAAAUUUUUAACCUUCCUCCCCCCUCAAAAAAAAAAAAAGGGAAAGAAAAAUGUGUUCCUAUUCAUCUUAGAUAGAUAUUCCAGACCCAGUAUUUCACAUAGUCAUCAAAUACUGGUCACAUAGAGUAGGUAUAGAACUACUCACAGGAUAGUAACUAAAUCUCUUCUGAUUUUGCAGUGAGAAUGAAAAUGGGGAGGGAAGAGAGGAAAUACCAUAUUAAUUAUUACAUCUAUUGCCAGUCAUUGAGUGCUUCCUCCACUGAUGCAGAUGAAGCAAAAGCCAACAAUGUUAAAAGAAUCCAUGAAUUUUACACAAGACAAAGCAAUUGACCUCGAAGACGAGGCACAGAGAUAAUUUAAGCAUUUCCCAGAAGAAAAUACUCCUAAGAACCUUAAUUUCAUUUGGCAGGAAAUGAUACUUAAACAUGUCCAGAACUUUUAAAUAUAGAAAACAAAGUACUGUUCAAUUAGUUUCUCCUAUUACUGCCAAUGAAAAAUCCAUGCUUAAAAAUCCUAGGCAAGUACUGGUUAAAUGUCAAAAUUUCAGUAAUAAACAACAAAUUUUGCAAGUAUGUAGGAGAAAGACCUUCAGCUAUUAAGGGAUGCCAAUUCAAAUGACCUAUGAUUACCCAGUAGUCUUGGAAAUAAAGACAAAAGAAUGGAAUAGUAUGUUCCAAAAAGAAAGAAGUUAAAGCUGCUACCAAAAAUGUUCUGCACAGCUAAGCAAAAUCAUCAAGGAAAUAAAAAAUUGGAUCUUAUCAGAAAAGAAGCUUUUGAAUCAUUCUCGGAAUACAACAACAGAUGCAGCAACAACAAUAACAACAGGAAAGGUUGACCCCCUGUUCACAGUGCCAGCACCACCACCACCAAUUUCCAGUAGCAUCACGCCUCAGAUUCUGCCUUCCUACUUUUCCUCAUCUUCAUCCAAUAUUGCAGCCCCAGUUGAACAGCUUUUGGUACGAACUCGUUCAGUGGGUGUUAAUACAUGUGAAGUUGGAGUAAUAACUGAACCUGAAUGUCUGGGACCCUGUGAACCUGGAACCAGUGUGAACCUGGAAGGGAUUGUGUGGCAUGAAACAGAUGAAGGUGUCUUAGUGGUAAAUGUCACAUGGAGGAAUAAGACCUACGUGGGUACAUUGCUGGAUUGCACAAAGCAUGAUUGGGCACCUCCAAGGUUUUGUGAGUCACCAACAAGUGAUCUGGAGAUGAGAGGAGGUCGAGGAAGAGGGAAGCGAGCAAGGUCUGCAGCAACUGUACCAGGAAAUGAUGCUAGCUUUUCAGAAGCUAGAGGGCUACAGAAUAAGAACAGAGGUGGUGCUAAUGGAAAAGGGAGGAGGGGUAACCUUAACUCAAGUGGACGCAGGACACCUCCAAACUGUGCUGUUGAAGAUGUCAAAGCCAGUCCCUCUUCUACCAAUAAAAGAAAAAAUAAACCUCCCAUGGAACUGGAUUUGAACUCCAGUUCUGAGGAUAAUAAGUCUGGAAAGCGUGUUCGUACUAAUUCUAGAAGUACUCCAACCACCCCUCAGGGGAAACCAGACACUACUUUUUUGGACCAAGGUUGCUCUUCUCCAAUAUUAAUUGAUUGUCCACACCCAAACUGUAAUAAAAAGUACAAGCACAUUAAUGGACUGCGUUAUCACCAGGCUCAUGCACACUUAGACCCAGAAAGCAAACUGGAAUUUGAGCCUGAGAGUGAGGACAAAAUUUCAGAUUGUGAGGAAGCACUGAGUACUAUGACAUCUCAAUUCAAUGAGCCAAGCACAAAUAUAUCAGCAUUUGAUCCAUUAAAAGCACCAACAUCCCCUAGCUCUAUAAAUACUCCUGGAACACCCAAAGGCAAAAAAGAAUUGAUUAAUAAUGGCCCAAGUUCAAUGAUCAGUUCUAAAGCUGGCAAGAAUUCUGGCAAGAAGAAGGGCCUUAACAAUGAACUCAAUCACCUUCCAGUGAUUUCUAAUAUGGCAGCCACAUUGGAUAGUUGCUCAGUAACAGAUGGCAGUUUGACUACUGAAAUGCCCAAAUUGGAAGCAGAGGGAUUAAUAGACAAGAAAAAUGCAGGAGAUAAAGAUAAGAGCAAAAAAGCUAACAGUUGCAAAAUGGACAAAAACCUUUCAAAACUUAAAACUGCCAGGCCUAUUGCUCCUGCUCCAACUCCCACUCCUCCCCAAUUGAUAGCUAUUCCUACUGCAGCCUUUACAACUACCACUACAGGGUCAAUAUCAGGAUUGCCCUCACUCACAACCACUGUUGUUCAGGCUACACCAAAGAGUCCUCCAUUAAAACCUAUUCAACCAAAGCCCACAAUUAUGGGAGAGCCAAGCACUAUAAACCCAGCUCUCACAUCACUCAAAGACAAAAAGAAAAAGGAAAAGAGAAAGGUAAAAGAUAAAGAAAGCAAAGAAUCAGGAAGCCCUAAAAUGGAUGUGAAGCUAGGAAAGCUUGAGGACACAAAGGGGUCUGGGAAAGAUUUAUCUGGACAUUUUUUAAAGGACCAUCUCUGCAAGAAUGAAGUGCUAGCUAAUGGUCUGUCAGAAUCUCAAGAGAGCAGGAUGGCAAGUAUUAAAGCUGAAGCUGAUAAGGUUUACACUUUUACAGACAAUGCACCCAGCCCUUCUAUAGGGAGUGCUUCUAGAAUGGAAUGUAACCCUUUGGUGAAUGGACAGUCUCCUAUGCCACCAUUGCAUGUGCUGACACAAAAUGGGACAGAAAAUUCAGCUACUAAAACAAAUAGCCCUGCUUAUUCUGAUAUAUCUGAUGCUGCUGAGGAUGGUGGUUCUGACAGCAGGUCAGAGGGCAUGAGGUCAAAGGCCAGUUCACCUUCUGAUAUUAUUUCUAGUAAGGACAGUGUUGUAAAAGGGCAUUCUUCAGCUACAGCACAAUCAUCCCAAGUGAAAGAGCCCCAUUCUCCCUAUUACCAUGGCUACGAUACCUAUUAUUCUCCAAGUUAUAUGCACUCAGGCCAAGUCAGCACCCCUGCAGCUGGGAACAGUAUUUACACACAGGGAAUGAAGAUCAAAAAGGAAUCUGAGGAAGAAAUGGAAAGAAAAGACAAGGCAGAGCCAUUAGAUUCUAAGAAAAUGGAAAACAAUUCUAAUUUACCACCUCAACAUCAGUCAGUAAUAACUCAAAGACAUCCUGCACUUGCCCAGUCACUUUAUUAUGGACAGUAUGCCUAUGGUCUCUAUAUGGACCAGAAAUCCUUAAUAGCCACUAACCCUGCUUACAGACAGCAGUAUGAGAAAUAUUAUGAGGACCAGAGGUUGGCAGAACAGAAAAUAGCUCAAACUGGAAGAGACUGUGAGAGAAAAAAUGAACUCCCUUUGAAAGAACUGGGCAAGGAGGACAGUAAACAGAAAAAUAUCCCAUCUGCUACCAUCUCUAAAGCUCCUACUACUCCAGAGCCUAACAAAAACAAUACUAAACUUGGGCCAUCAUUACCUAGUAAAACUGAGGAGACAGGUAAAUCACAGAUUCUGUCCAAUCAUCAGCAGCAGCUUCAGUCCGACAGCUUCAAAGCUAAGCAGAUGGAAAACCACCAGCUUAUUAAGGAGGCAGUAGAAAUGAAAUCUGUCAUGGAUUCCAUGAAGCAUACAGGUGUAGACCCAACCACAAGAUUUAAACAAGAUCCAGAUUCAAGGACAUGGCACCAUUAUGUCUACCAAUCUAAAUACCUCGAUCAGCAAAAAUCAGAAGAGCUUGAUAGAGAAAAAAAGUUAAAGGAGGAUAGCCCAAGGAAAACACCUAAUAAAGAUAGUAUGAUACCUGGCCUCCCUGUGUCAUUAACAAGUAUCAAAGAAGAACCCAAAGAAGCUAAGCAUCCUGAUUCUCAGUCACUAGAAGAGAAUAAGAUAAAAAAUGAUGAUCGAAAGACUCCUGUAAACUGGAAGGACUCACGAGGAGCCAGAGUGACUGUCUCCUCUCCAAUGAGUCAACAUCAGUCAUACAUACAGUAUUUGCAUGCUUAUCCUUAUCCACAGAUGUAUGAUCCCAGUCAUCCUGCAUACAGAGCUGUCUCUCCUGUCCUAAUGCACAGCUAUCCUGGGGCCUAUCUCUCUCCAGGAUUUCAUUAUCCUGUUUAUGGGAAGAUGUCAGGGAGAGAAGAGGCGGAAAAAGUCAAUACCAGCCCUAGCAUCAGCACGAAAACAGCCACUGAAUCUAAAGCACUGGAUUUGCUUCAGCAGCAUGCCAACCAGUACCGCAGCAAGUCCCCUGCUCCCAUAGAAAAGACUGUAGCUGAACGUGAGCGGGAAGCAGAGAGAGAACGAGAUCGUCACUCCCCCUUUAGUCAACGUCAUCUACAUACUCAUCAUCACACACAUGUUGGAAUGGGCUAUCCAUUAAUACCGGGUCAGUAUGACCCCUUCCAAGGGUUAACCUCUGCUGCCCUUGUGGCUACUCAGCAGGUGGCUGCUCAAGCUUCUGCAUCUGGUAUGUUUCCUGCACAGAGAAGAGAGUGAAAACAUUGGAAAUGUACACUGUCAUGUGAUUGGAUCACAUGGAGAAGCGCUUUAUUACAGACAUCAGUUCCAUGGUGUUAAUUUGAAAUGCCU
This is a messenger RNA of Sarcophilus harrisii (Tasmanian devil), 5306 nucleotides long. Its product is annotated as zinc finger protein 608. The transcript has 9 exons. Gene Ontology annotation, biological process: regulation of transcription by RNA polymerase II. Gene Ontology annotation, cellular component: nucleus. Lineage: Eukaryota; Metazoa; Chordata; Mammalia; Dasyuromorphia; Dasyuridae. The record is from RefSeq and is a predicted model, not a curated record. The coding region runs from base 1962 to 5213 and encodes 1083 amino acids.